GAAGUUGGAACACCGAUCUCCAUUGUUCAUUUUCCCGGAAAAAAAAAAACCUACGGCUCAUCGAGGAAGACAAAUUACAUCAUCUGCACAGCAGCAGAAGCAGAAGUAAUAUGAGUUAUCAGCGAGUUCCUCAAGAUCCUUAUCCUCCUCCUGGCUACGCCUCUCCUUACCCCCCACCUGGCUACCCCUCUGCUCCACCACCACCUCCGUCUCACCAGCCUUACGAAGGAUAUCCGCCUCCGCCUCCUGGUUAUCCUCAGCAGCAACGCCCGCCGUACGAGGGUUACCAAGAGUAUUUUUCUGAAGGGUAUCCACCACCGCCGCCGCCACCUGGUCAUCCUCAAUACCAACACUGCCACCACUACGAGCAUCACCAUCACCAGAAUCAUUAUGAUGAUGGCUGUUUAUCUUUCUUAAAAGGCUGUUUGGCUGCUCUAUGUUGCUGCUGCGUGUUGGAGGAAUGCUGCUGCUUCUGCUUAUAAAUCGUUGAUCGAGGAAAAUUCUGCUUCGCACUUCCUUGAGUCUUUUACCAUUCUACAAUCAUAUGCUUGUAUUGUAGUUUAUCUACUAAAAACUUUAUAAAUCCAAGUUUGCAUUAUAGAUACAGGCUGCUCUCGGUUCUUGUUGUAUAUCAUGUUAUUUGUAUCAUAUGUGUUGGAUAUCAGCAUGCUGGUGUUUCUCAUG
This is a messenger RNA of Hibiscus syriacus, 684 nucleotides long. Its product is annotated as cysteine-rich and transmembrane domain-containing protein WIH2-like. The record is from RefSeq and is a predicted model, not a curated record. NCBI's taxonomy places the organism in Eukaryota, Viridiplantae, Streptophyta, Magnoliopsida, Malvales, Malvaceae. Bases 111 to 482 code for a protein of 123 amino acids. The transcript has 3 exons.